Papilio xuthus (Asian swallowtail) is the source of this 3422-nucleotide messenger RNA. Its product is annotated as GTP-binding protein 2. Gene Ontology annotation, biological process: translational elongation. The coding region runs from base 366 to 3071 and encodes 901 amino acids. The record is from RefSeq and is a predicted model, not a curated record. The transcript is spliced from 19 exons. NCBI's taxonomy places the organism in Eukaryota, Metazoa, Arthropoda, Insecta, Lepidoptera, Papilionidae. Gene Ontology annotation, molecular function: GTP binding; GTPase activity; translation elongation factor activity.
UCAAAACAUUUCGUCAGAAUUCGGGAAAUACAAAAUGUAUUUGUGAUUCAACUUUGCGUAACAUGUUGCAAACAUUAUGUAUAAUAUUAUACCAUUUUAAUAAUUAAUAAGUGAAGAUUUUAAUUACUAGCUAGAUUCUUAUGUGAUAAUACUGCGUAACCGCUAGUCACUGCUACUGUUUCAUUGUUUGUACAGUUGCAAUAUUUUCGUAAUCUUUGCGUCACAGUUGUAAUUAUUUUGGCCGUAUUCUGUUUGUAUCGUACUUUUGUUGACUCACAAUCACUUUGAAUACUGUAUUGGCAAUAGUGAGUUGUGUUUCAAUGUGACCUUGAACCUAAGGAAACAGCUGUUAGGACCAGAUAACCAUGGACUCUUUCUUCAGUCUGUUUGACCCGUCAGAGGGUGGGCAGGCGAAGCAAUCUCAUAAGAAGCGACAGAAAUCAGAUGCGGAUACAAAAAAGAAUCCAGAUGCACCAAAAGGUAGAAGGAAAGGUAGGAGAUCACACGCUAAACAAGAGACCCAGCCAGAGGAAUCGUCUUUCCUCUGCGAACCGGAUCUUAGUACUGAGCUUCUAGUCAAAGAUUGUAGCUAUAUUGAAAACUAUAUGGAAGUCAAGAAAGAUGAUGAUACGAAAUUGGAUAAACCGAAACGUCGUAAUUCAGGUAGAAAAUACAGAAGGAAAAAGAACAAAAUGUCUCCAACGAAAGAUAUAGUUCCAUCGUGGGUAGACGCAGAAGAAACAGAAGACCCUAAGAAUUGGAACAACCAAUCACCGGUACCUAAGCUGUGUGAUGAAAAUAUAGGCAAAAAUGUUAAUGAUCUAGGCAAAGAAGAUUAUAAAAAGAAUAGAAGGAAAGGUUUUGAUAAAGAUGGUUUUCUAGAUAAAGAUAAAAGUGGGUACUUAGACAGAGCGGUUUAUCACAAUGUGAUAGAUAAAUUGGAGAAAGUUGGUCUGAAAGAGGAGAUGUAUCUGGCUGGAGAUUUCAAUGAUGAAGAUUUGGAAAAUGAUUUUUUCUACAGUUCUGACGAUAUGGAAGAUUACUUCGAUGAUGAUACUACAUCCGACUCUGAGGAUUCUGGUGAGGAGUGUUACGGCAGUUUGCCUCCGGAGCCAAGAUUUGGUAAUGUUGAAUAUAAGCUGCAGUUAGUUGAGCCUUGUGAGAGAAGAUUUCAACAUUUGGUUACACAGUUAAAAUGGCGGCUACGAUCAGGGGGAGGUAGCGCGGUGUAUGUGGUGGGGGUACGUGACUGUGGUGCACUGAGGGGGUUACGUGCGCGUGCGCUGCGCGCCAGCCUGCGCGCGCUGCGUCGUAUGGCGGCCGCACUGGGGGCUGCGCCUGUCGCAGCACGCGCACGUCGCCUCGCACCACAUAGAGCUGUCGCCGAGGUUUAUAUACGAAAAUUGGCAGACACACAGCAGAGUGUGGAGCUGAGGAUCGCAGUAUUGGGUGCCAACGAGGCCGGCAAAUCUACAUUAAUUGGGGUACUAACUCAAGGUGAAUUAGACAACGGUCGUGGCAGCGCGCGUCUGAACAUGUUCCGACAUCUGCACGAAGUUAAAAGCGGCCGUACUUCAUCACUCAGCCAUGAAAUACUAGGAUUUGAUGCUCAGGGUAAUGUGGUCAAUUAUGGUUGUUCGGAGUUAAUGACAGCGGAACGUAUAGGAGAGAGGAGUGCCAAAUUGGUGUCAUUCCUGGACCUGGCAGGUCAUACGAAGUACCAGAGGACGACGCUGCACGGACUCAGCGGGUACUCCCCGCACUACGCUAUGAUUGUGAUAUCAGCAACCGCAGGCAUCACACGUAUAACAGAAGAGCACAUAGCACUACUCAUCGCAUUAGAACUGCCAUUCUUUGCUGUAAUCAGCAAAUGUGAACUCUGCCCGGCUAAUGUUAGACCUCUGAUGCAACGGUUAGAAGAAUUGUUGGCUCCUGAAGGGGAUACCACCUUUAAAAAGAAGAAACCAGUGUUGAUAACGGAUGAGAAUAUGGCUCGGAACUGUGUCGCACCUCAACAGUCCAUCCUUGACUCUAUUGACAAAUGUUCUGAUGAUGAUGACAAGAAAGAUGAUGGUAGCAUAGAACAAGUGGCCGUGUUCCCGGUGAGCUGUGUGCGCGGUGCGGGACUGAAUGCUCUGCACGCGUAUCUACUGGCGCUGCAACCCCCGAUACCUGAUGUUCAGCCGCAACAAGAUGAUGAAACAUGUGAAUUUCAAAUCGACGAGAUUUUCCACGUGGGUGACAGUACCGGGCCUGUUGUUGGGGGAUUGCUCGCCAGAGGACAACUGUAUGAGGGAGACAACCUGAUUAUAGGUCCAUUAGAGAAUGGUGAAUUUGUGGAGAUAUCAGUGAAAAGUAUAUACAGGAACAGGGUGCCCUGCGGCAGCGUGCGCGCUGGACAGAGCGCCAGCCUGGGACUGGAUCGCGCCCCGCCAGUGCUGCGACAAGGCAUGGUGCUGCUGGCCGUGCCCGCGGGGUACAGGGCACAUCACAGACCUACAUUCGGUCUUUGCACUUGUAAUACUGGGAUACCACAGGCGAUUCGUAAUUCACAAUCUAACGAGAUGAAAAAUCGUAAAAACGUAAGAAGGAAAAACAAAAAUUUAUUACAAGACAUCGCGAACGUGGAGAACUGUCUCGUCAAACCUAAAGACAAGAUAGAAGAGGGAAAUAUUUAUAGAUCAGAUAGUGUUGAUGACAAAAUAGAUGGAAAUGACAAUACAGAUGUGAAAUGUGUGUGCGGCGAUGUCGUCCCUCUGGAGGAUCCUAACGACCCUAGGGGUUGUUUGUAUUUUCAGGCAACAGUCCACGUGCUGAGACAUUCAACCGCUAUAUAUCCCGGCUUCCAGUGCUCCGUACAUGUCGGCAAUGUACGACAAACUGCUAUUAUUGAGGGUAUAAUGUCGGGUAACAGCGAGCUUCGUGCUGGUGAAACAGCAUCAAUACUGUUCAGAUUCGCGCGAUGUCCUGAAUAUUUAGUACGCGGAAGAAGAAUGCUGUUCACAGCAGGACUUGGCACCAGGGCCAUCGGACGUAUCACACAAUUAUUCCCGUAUCUACCAUCGACUUGAAUAAUACGAUAAAUAAUAUUUGUAUUCACUCUCACCAAUAUUGUGCAUCUCUUUCUAACAUACGACUUGCAUAAUAAAUUCAAAAAAAAAUAGAGGAAUUUAAGGAUAUUCUAUUUUUUUUUAUUUGACACGGAAAUUUUAGUUUCAUUAAAAACAAAGGCUAAUGCAAGAGAUGCUGAGAAAAACUAGUGUUUCCCGUUGGACUGUUCGGAUCGAAUCCGUAGAAUUCGGUCCAACGGGAAAAAUAAUCAAAUGGUCUACAUGGGAAUAAAUUGAAUCCAUAUAAUCAAUUGGUCCAACAGCAAAAAUGGAAAAAGCCAUUGGUAAGCCGAUCAGUCCAACGGGAAACAC